Lathyrus oleraceus (garden pea) is the source of this 1609-nucleotide messenger RNA. RefSeq names its product protein RETICULATA-RELATED 1, chloroplastic. Gene Ontology annotation, cellular component: chloroplast inner membrane. NCBI's taxonomy places the organism in Eukaryota, Viridiplantae, Streptophyta, Magnoliopsida, Fabales, Fabaceae. The transcript has 7 exons. The record is from RefSeq and is a predicted model, not a curated record. Gene Ontology annotation, biological process: plant organ development. The coding region runs from base 86 to 1267 and encodes 393 amino acids.
UGUUUCCUUAAUUCACGCUCCAAAUCCACUUCACUCUCCUUACUCACAAAACAACAACCACUGUUACCUGCGGCACAACAACAACAUGACUCUCUCUUCACUCAGUUUCACCGUUUCUAACACCACAACAACAAAAACAUGGAACACAAACACACCAAAAUCCAACAACACUGUUCCAUCUCUCAACACUUUCUCUUCCAUCACUCUCAACAACAACUCCAUCAACAAAACACACCUUUUCAGAAUCCACUGCAUCAAACCAGAAUCUAUCGCUCCGUUGGAGCCUCUCAAAUCCGAUCAACCUGAUAUCGGCGGCGGAGGUGACGACGGCGACAAUUUCGGCGGAGGAAGAGGCGGAGAUGACGGAGAUGGCGGAGAAGGAGAAGAAGGAGAUGAAGAGUUUGGACCUUUGUUGAAUUUCGAAGCUGUUAUGAAAGAAGUUGAAGCUCGUGGCGUUACGUUACCUUCUGAUAUGGAAGAAGCGGCGAGGAUCACUGGCAUUCGUGAAAUGUUUCUUCUUCGUUACUUGGAAUUACAAGGUUCUUCUGGGCCAGUGUCUUUUCUGAUGAAGCAUUGUUCUAUGUUGAGAAAUCGAAUGUUAGCAGACCCUUCUUUUCUCUUUAAAGUUGGAACUGAGAUUGUUAUAGACUCUUGUUGUGCGACAUUUGCGGAGGUUCAGAAAAGAGGCAAGGAUUUCUGGGCUGAGUUUGAGUUGUAUGCUGCUGAUCUUCUUGUCGGUGUGGUUGUUGACAUUGCUUUGGUGGGUAUGUUGGCACCUUAUGCACGAAUUGGCAAGCCUUCUUUGUCAAAAGGUUUACUCGGACGCGUUCAGCAUGCUUGUGCUGCUCUCCCUAGCAGUGUUUUUGAAGCUGAAAGACCUGGAUGCAAAUUCUCUGCAAUGCAGCGCGUUGCCACGUACUUCUACAAGGGUGCGUUGUACGGAUCUGUUGGCUUUGGAUGUGGUAUUGUUGGUCAAGGAAUCGCAAAUAUGAUCAUGAAUGCCAAAAGGAGCAUCAGUAAAUCUGAAGAUGACAUACCGAUUCCUCCUCUUCUGCAAAGUGCAGCUCUUUGGGGUUUCUUCCUCGCCGUGUCAUCCAACACACGGUAUCAAAUUAUCAACGGACUGGAAAGCCUCGUCGAAAAAUCUCCAGUGGCAAAGAAGGUUCCACUUGUUGCAAUGGCGUUCACCGUUGGUGUGCGAUUCGGCAACAACAUCUAUGGUGGUAUGCAGUUCAUAGACUGGGCCAAGUUGAGCGGCGUACAAUAACUUGCCUUGGCCUUGUUCACCCUUCCCAUUUACGCCUUUUUGAAAGUUAUAUCGAAAUUUGGUUUAGCUCAAUCUUGUCCAAGUGGAAGAUUCUUACACAAGAAAUGAAGCUCCAAUCAUUAUUUUUCCAUCUGUUGGGAAGCUUCUAUUAGGAUUAGAAUAGGACCAUAGCCCUUCCCUAAGGUAUUGUUUCAUGUUAUGUAACUUAUCUAUAUAAGAUUCUAUUUUCUUUUUGGUUCCUUUGAUUCCUAAGUUAAGUCACAUAAGAUAAGAGAAGCUGUUUUGGCACUUUAUGUAGCAUUUAAUCUCUUAUAUGAUUAUUAUUGAAGUUCAUUUAUCAAA